UAAAGGCAAGUGACCACGCCCUUAAUUGAAUUGAAGAAGAAAGCAACUUCAUUGGUGCACGCUAUAGCGUUAGUAUAUAAUAAGGUUAAGGGGGAGAUCACUGUACAUUGAUACUCAAAUCCAAGAACUAUUCCUGUGACUUCAGAAGAAACAUGAUCAGACAAGAAGUAUUCUUUCUACUAGCAGUCCUGGCAGUCUCCAUUCAUGGAUGGGGCAACAAUAAGGACAAGGUCCUACUUGAGAAGGUGACGUCCAUCACUCUUGAAGAGGGUAAAAUGACUAAUGCCAGACGUUCCUCGGCCAUUAAACAGUUGGAGUGUGUGGGCGGGUCAGCUGGUUGCUAUGGUUACAGGCCGAAAGUGGUCCAGUGUGUGAAUACAGGACAUGAUGGAUAUGAUGUUCAAUGGGAGUGUAAGACAGAGAUGGAUAGUAAGUACAGGUUUGGUAAGAUUGACGUCUCCUGCGAGGGAUACGACUAUCCUGAUGAUCCUUAUGUACUGAGAGGAUCCUGUGGGUUGAGAUAUGAGUUGGAUCUAACUGAAGAAGGUCACAGACACAAAAAGAACAGCUUUUAUUCAGGCGGUGAACACCAUCAUCACCACAACUACAACAGCUCCUCUUCAGACUCAGGCUGGUUUGGCUCUCUCAUUCAACUGGUUAUCAUUGGAGCUGUCAUCUAUUGCUGUCUGGGGGCCUGUUUUGGACGAAGGUCUGGCUCCUCCUCCUCUUCUUCUUCUUAUAGCAGUGGCUAUGGUCAUGGCAAUAGUGGACCAGGAUUCUGGUCAGGAGCAGCUACUGGCGGUGCAAUGGGAUAUAUGAUGGGAAGACGAGGUGGAUAUGGUUCCAGUAACUGGGGGAGUGGGUGGGGCUCUAGUGGUGGGUGGAGCUCUGGUGGAGGUGGUGGGUGGGGCUCCAGCAGAUCCAGUGGCAGUAGCUCAAGAUCAUCCUCUGGAUAUGGUGGAACAUCACGACGUUGAACCACACCCAUAAAUACUUUAAAAACUCGUUUAUCGUAGAUUCGUAUAUUGCGUUCAGUCCUUUAUUAUUUUGAUAUUUUAACCGACUCAAAAUAGUUUAUCUUUGCUUGUGUACAAUGAAAACUAACAAACAAAUAUUAGCAUUAAAAUUAACCAUUAA
Molecule: messenger RNA, 1137 nt
Organism: Amphimedon queenslandica
Lineage: Eukaryota; Metazoa; Porifera; Demospongiae; Haplosclerida; Niphatidae
Product: store-operated calcium entry-associated regulatory factor-like
Exons: 9
Coding region: 153-977 (274 amino acids)
Biological process (GO): regulation of store-operated calcium entry
Cellular component (GO): endoplasmic reticulum membrane
Source: RefSeq, a predicted model, not a curated record